UCUUUAUCUUACAGAUUUUUCAACUGUAAUUGCACUCAGUAUCUUCAAUAUUAUACACCUUUGUACUACCUUUUUAUCCAUCAUAAGUUUAAAUGAAAUUUUUUUAAUGGAUCGUUUUUUCAAAAAUGCCAAAAGAUAUUGCCUCAUUAUCUAAACGUAGAAAAAACCAAUUGCUCAAUGCACAAAUUGCACAGUACUUGACAGAUCAUAAUCAGCCAUCUACUUCUCAUAUAACACCUUUAUCUCAUAGUUGCCAUAUCGAUCAUGUCAGUCUACUCAAUUAUUCAAUUGCCAAUAAGAUACACAACGACCAGUUAUCAGCUUCUUCCAUGGAUUUUGAUAUUCCUCUAACUCAAAGCAAUGUCUUUAUUCACACGGGUGAUGUUGCUGAUAUUGGGACAACACAUAUAGCGGAAUAUUUGUCAAAUGACUCCAGUAAUGAAUCCUUCGUUGAAACUAAUUGUGACAUUCCAAGUACUAUCAAUAUAAGUUUAUCAGAUAAAUUGCGCUGUUGGACUGUACAAAAUAACGUGUCACACAGAAGCGUGAAUGCAUUAUUAAAAAUUCUUUCUUUGCAUGGUCAUUCUGAUUUACCAAUAGAUGUUCGAACUCUUAUGAAAACACCUCGAAAUACGUCGUAUAAAAUUCAACCAAUGAAUGAUGGCUAUUACGUGCAUUUCGGAGUAACAGAUGGACUGAAACGUUCGAUUGCAAAGUACUUUCAAGUUAUCCCCCAUAAGAUAGAAAUAAAUAUAAAUUGUGACGGUUUACCUUUGUUCAAAAGUUCGCGAGCUCAAUUUUGGAAAAUUUUAAUAUCAAUCGAAACUGAUUUCUACACUCAGCCUAUCGUUGUUGGCAUAUAUUAUGAAACGGCCUUGAUGUUGAUGAUCAUAAGUGUUGUGUAAGUGUCAAGGCACUUGUUUGCGAUGCACCUGCAAAGUCGUUUCUUACUUAUACGAAAGGUCACAAUGGAUACUUUUGAUGUUCUAAAUGUAUUCAAGAAGGAGAUGCAUUGGGCCAUCGCAUUACUUUCCCUGAAAUAAAUAGCGAAUUAAGAAUUGAUUAUU
This is a messenger RNA of Nylanderia fulva, 1067 nucleotides long. The record is from RefSeq and is a predicted model, not a curated record. Lineage: Eukaryota; Metazoa; Arthropoda; Insecta; Hymenoptera; Formicidae.